GGUAGGAAGCCGGAAGCAGUCGCGGCCCCAGCUCAGGAGACAUGGCGGGCAUUAAAGCAACACUAGAUGACCAAGACAGAUUUUGGUACCGAGAGAGUGGGGUGCUGCUCUAACAGAUACCUAAUACGUGGAAGUGGUUUUAAAACUGAAUGAAUAGAGGAGCAGCAGCGACAGAGGGCCAGCAGCAACAGAGAACCUGCAGCAGCAGAGAGGAGGCAGUGAGAGAACCAACAGCAGCAGAACCAGGAGACCAGUGCCAGACAACCCUAGAGCUGACCCAUGGAGUGAGAGAGCUGAGUGCCUGUGCCCAGGAGGCUUCCUGGCAGAGUAGGGUGCCUCCUGGCACUUAUGGGUGGAGCUAGGCUUGCUGACCCAAGGAGCGAGAAAGCUGAGUACCUGUGCGCAGGAGGCUUCCCGGGAGUGGGGUGCUUCCGGGCACUUAUUGGUGGAGCUACAGAGUUUUGGAACACUUGCCCCAGCCGGGCAGAUGCGGGCGUGAGGCUCCAGGAGCCAAGAAACCAGGAAGCAGAAGCUGAAGAGACAACACAAGAAGCCAAGCUGCUUCAGUCUCAAAGCUCUUGUGGCAUUAUCCUUCAGUGGGGCAAUUGGGUUGACUUUUCUUAUGCUGGGAUGUGCUUUAGAGGAUUAUGGCGUGUACUGGCCCUUGUUCGUCCUGAUAUUUCACGUCAUUUCCCCCAUUCCUCACUUUAUUGCCAAGAGAGCAACAUAUGACUCUGAUGCAACAAGUAGUGCCUGUCGGGAACUGGCGUAUUUCUUCACUACUGGAAUUGUUGUUUCUGCCUUUGGAUUUCCUGUUAUUCUUGCUCGUGUGGCCGUGAUCAAAUGGGGAGCUUGUGGCCUUGUGCUGGCAGGCAAUGCAGUCAUUUUCCUUACGAUUCAAGGCUUUUUCCUUGUAUUUGGAAGAGGAGAUGAUUUUAGCUGGGAGCAGUGGUAGCACUUUUUCUGAUAUAAUGCAUUGAAUUUCUUAUAAUUCAUAUUCUAUAUAUAUGUGUACACACAUGGCAUCUUACUAUGAAAUUUAAUAUGCUGUUUUUUGAUACCUUUAUAUCGUGUUCAUUUUAAAGAGGACUAAAUGUGUAAAAGAUAAGUUUUAUUCCCAGAAAAUAAAACCAAUGCCAUUGAGUCAAUUCCAACUCAUAGAGACCCUAUAGGAUAGAGUAGAACUGCCCCGUAGGGUUUCCAAGGCUGUAAUCUUUACGGAAGCAGACUGCCACAUCUUUCUCCCUUGGAGCGGCUUAUGGGCUCAAACUGCCGACCUUUUGGUUAGCAGCCGAGCGCUUAACUGGUCUACCACCAGGGCUUUUUCCCAGCAAAUAGACCUUCUACUUACUUGAAGUGAAUUAUGUUACUGUAUUUUUUUUACAAGUAAUGUGCCCACACAUACAAUGCUCAACAUAAACCCAUUGCUGUCAAGUUGAUUCCAACUCAUAGCAACCCUAUAGGAGGACAGAGUGGAACUGCCCCAUAGAGUUUCCAAGUGGUGCGUGGUGGAUUUGAAUGGCUGACUUUUUGGUUAGCAGCUGUAACAAUUAACCACUAUACCAUUAGGGUUUCCGUGCUUAGCAUAAAAAAAAAAAAAAAAAAAACCCAGUGCCAUCCAGUGAAUUCUGACUCAUAGCGACCCUAUAGGACAGAGUAGAACUGCCUCAAAGAGUUUAUAAGGAGCGCCUGGCAGAUUCGAACUGCUGACCUCUUGGUUAGCAGCUGUAGCACUUAAACACUACGCCACCAGGGUUUCCAAGCUUAGCGUAGUGUGCUUAAGGGGUUUGUGCGGUUGGUAAAAAAAUGUAUAACGUGAGUUAUUUGCAUGAAAAUAUGGUACUUAUUUGCCCAUUCAUAAGUCACUGUGGUCUCUGAAAGUGCAUUAACCUAGCGUGUGGUAGGCGGCUGCUCACUUAAGCAGUACAUCUAUACUUUUUGUCUGAGGAUGUGCUUGGCUGGGCAGGUAACACUGGAGCAGGUCUUAGUUCUGUUUAGCACUUCCAAGAUAUGUUUAUGGCCCAGAAAGACAGAAGUGGCCCUUGCUGUCUGCUGUAGACUCUUGCUUCUCAAAGGUGCCGUCCAUGGACCAAGAGCAUUGGCAUCUCCUAGGAGCUUAUUGGAAAUGCAGAAUCUGAGGCCCCAUCUCGGACCACUGCAUGUUGAUGAGAUCCCAGGUGAAUCGUAAGCACAGUAAAGUUUAAGAAGCUCUGUGAUAAAGGAGUUGUCCCUAGGUGACUCAGACUGUUAAGCACUUGGCUACUCUCCAAAAGAUUGGUAGUUCAAAUUCACCCAGAUAUGCCUUGGAAGAAAUGCCUGGCAAUUUACUUUGAACGAUCACAGCCAUUGAAAACCCUUGUGGAGCACAGUUCUACUCUUACACACAUGGGGUCACCAUGAGUCAAAUUGAUGGCAACUGGUUUGAAUUUUUGGUAUCAUAGAGGACCAUACUCUGGUAUUUGCCAGAUGUUCGAACAUAUAACAUGGUCUCUUCCUCAAAAUUGUGAAAAGGGUUCUAAGUAAGGAAUACAUACGCCGUCUGAAAGGAGUGGCUGUUUUCACAGUGCAGGGGACGGGGCCAGGGUGACCAGAGACAGCGCCAGUGGAAUGCGGGGCAGGGAGGAGGAGCUGGAACCUGUCCCUGCUUCUGCAAGAACAGGGAAGAAUAGAUAGAUAUGUAAUAUUAUGUGAUUUUACUAUUUAAUCUGGUACUCCUCCCUAGUUCCUUCUCUGAUCCACCCCUCCUGAUUUCACAGCAGUUCUGAUGCACCCUUACUUCUUAAUGACUCUGGCUUCUUCCAGUGGAGACAUGGGAGCCAAGUAGGCAAGCAGAGGGUGAACUGCUUCAUUUUAUCUACAUAUUGGUAUACUCCUUGUCUUUCACGUCCUGUAGGAGUUUUAUUUUUUAUAACUUUAUGCCACCUUUAAAUGAAUCGUUGGGAAUACAUUUCAUGUUGAACCCUGUGAUCACAGUUUUUCUAGCUCAGCUAACUUUUUGUCCAAGACCUAUCGAGGAAAGGAAAUAUGGGAAAUAGAGCCACGUGAUCGGAAUGAUCAGUGGUUUUUAAACAUUACCAGUGUAUGAUAACUGGCAUACAUGCAAAACACUUACAGACCUUGAGGUUUGCAGUCUGAAUAAUUAAUUAACUCAGCCUUCGUAUUCCGGUAUGAUGCUGGGACCAGGAAAAGAUAAAUGCAGUACCUAAAAA
Molecule: messenger RNA, 3209 nt
Organism: Loxodonta africana (African savanna elephant)
Lineage: Eukaryota; Metazoa; Chordata; Mammalia; Proboscidea; Elephantidae
Gene: LEPROT
Product: leptin receptor overlapping transcript
Exons: 5
Coding region: 623-955 (110 amino acids)
Biological process (GO): negative regulation of growth hormone receptor signaling pathway; late endosome to vacuole transport via multivesicular body sorting pathway
Cellular component (GO): endosome
Source: RefSeq, a predicted model, not a curated record